Molecule: messenger RNA, 2869 nt
Organism: Setaria italica (foxtail millet)
Lineage: Eukaryota; Viridiplantae; Streptophyta; Magnoliopsida; Poales; Poaceae
Product: pentatricopeptide repeat-containing protein ELI1, chloroplastic
Exons: 1
Coding region: 128-2029 (633 amino acids)
Biological process (GO): RNA modification
Molecular function (GO): RNA binding; protein binding; zinc ion binding
Source: RefSeq, a predicted model, not a curated record
AGGGUGUCUUUAGUUAUCUUUUAAACAAAUAUCGCUCACUGCGGCUGCGCUCGGUGAAGAACUUUAAAGAUAAGUAGCAUGAGCUACAGGCCAGCGAGCCACUCCUACCUCGCCGCGUCAGCCUCCCAUGUCCACCGCCGCCGCUGCCCUGCUCCCGUCCCCCGGCCCGGCCAGACAGUCGCCCGCCGGCGGCCAGCAUGCCACCCUCACGGCGGACCGCGCGGCGGCGCUGCUCGCGGGCUGCGCGUCCGCGCGCCGCGCGUCCGAGCUCCACGCCGCGGCGGUGCGCGCCGGCGUCGACCGCGACAAGGCCGUCGACUUCCGCCUCCAGCGCGCGUACGCCGCGUCUGGCCGCCUCGACCUCGCCGUGGCGCUCCUCCGGCGCGCGCCCGACCCGACCGCCGUCUUCUACACCUCCGCCAUCCACGCGCACUCCUCCCGCGGCCUCCACCUCCCCGCGCUCGCGCUCCUCUCCGACAUGCUGUCCCGGGGCCUCCUCCCCACCGCGCACACCCUCUCCGCGUCCCUCCCCGCCUGCAACGGCCUCGCGUUCGGCCGCGCGCUGCACGGCUACGCCGUGAAGCUGGCGCUCUCCGGUGACUCGUACGUCGCCACGGCGCUCCUCGGCAUGUACGCGCGGGCGGGGGACGCGGCGGCGGCGCGCGCGCUGUUCGACGAGAUGCAGCCGGAGCCGCACGUGGUGUCCGUGACGGCCAUGCUCACCUGCUACACCAAGAUGGGCGCGCUGGACGACGCGCGCAGCCUGUUCGACGGGUUGCCCAGGAAGGACUUCAUCUGCUGGAACGCCAUGAUCGACGGCUACACGCAGCACGGGCGGCCCAACGAGGCGCUCCGGCUGUUCCGGCGGAUGCUGAGGUCGGACGUCGAGCCCGACGAGGUCUCGGUCGUGCUGGCGCUCUCCGCGGUGGCGCAGCUUGGCAUGACAGAGUCCGGGAGGUGGCUCCACUCGUUCGUGAAGAACAGCCCUCGAGUUCGCCUCAACGCCAGGGUCGGCACGGCGCUCAUCGACAUGUACUACAAAUGCGGGAGCCUGGAGGAUGCCGUCGCCGUGUUCAAUGGCCUGAACGAUGGCAAGGAUAUCGUCGUGUGGAACGCCAUGAUCAACGGCUACGCGAUGCACGGGCACAGCAGAAAGGCAAUUGAGAUGUUCAGUCAGUUGCGGGCGCAGGGCCUCUGGCCGACCGACAUCACCUUCAUCGGCGUUCUCAACGCUUGCAGCCAUUCCGGGCUGGUUGACGAAGGGCGCAAGUUGUUCAAGUCAAUGGAACAGGAGUACGGCAUCGAGCCCAAGAUCGAGCACUACGGUUGCAUGGUCGACCUCCUCGGCCGAGCAGGGCUCAUAGAAGAGGCGUUCGACCUUGUCCAGAGCAUGAAGAAGGUCAAGCCCGACGCCGUGAUGUGGGUGUCGCUCCUCGCCGCCUGCCGGCUUCACAAGAACAUGGCGCUGGGGCAGCGCAUCGCCGACUACCUCGUCGCCAACGGGCUCGCCAACUCCGGGAUGUACGUGCUCCUGUCCAACAUCUACGCGGCCGUCGGGAACUGGCGUGAGGUGGGGCGGGUGCGGUCGAUGAUGAAAGCGAGCGGCAUCCAGAAGGAGCCCGGGUGCAGCGCCAUCGAGGUCGGGCGGCGGGUGAGCGAGUUCGUCGCCGGCGACACGAGCCACCCGCGCACCGACGAGAUCUACGCCAAGCUGGAGGAGGUGAUGAGCGUUGUGGUGAGGGAGCACGGGCACGUGCCGCAGACGGAGCUGGUGCUGCACGACCUGGACGAGGCCGCCAAGGAGAAGGCGCUGGCGGUCCACAGCGAGAAGCUCGCCGUCGCGUUCGGGCUCAUCAGCACGCCGCCGGGGGAGACGAUCAAGAUCGUGAAGAACCUCCGGGCCUGCGCCGACUGCCACGCCGUGAUGAAGCUGGUGUCCAAGAUCACGGGGAGGAGGAUCGUGUUCAGGGACAGGAACAGGUUCCACCAUUUCGUCGACGGGGCCUGCAGCUGCGGGGAUUACUGGUGAUGCUCAACGUCAUGGCAGCUGGAUUCAGAUGCAGAGUUGUAGUCGAUCGGCAACGGGUAAAUCUGAACCUUUAGUUUCAGCUUGCAUUGGUUAGAUGGAGCUGUACUCGGUUUUUACGGCACCAGAGCUCAGUGUAUAUUGACAUGUUGUGAGAGAGAAGGGAAAAAAAAAGAGGAAUAGGAUGUCAGAGGUUGGAUAACGGUGCAAAAGCCAUCGCCACGGACAUCGGCGGGAGAUGCUGCCGCCCCCUCUGCCGUAUGCACGGACGGCCAGGGAAGUGGAGCUGCACGAGGCGGGCAUACCCCGAGUUUUCCGGCGGAUGAUGCUGUCGGCGCCGUCUUCACCCACGGUCGGGGAAGAGACGAGGCUUGAACGUCCUGCGCUGGGGCUGGUGUCCGUCUUCUUGCCAUGCCUUGCCCUCGGCAUCUCCGCGGCUCUGACCCGUGCCCGCCCUCGCCGCCAGCGCCCCGUGGCGAGGGCCGGCGAUCAUGCUGGGAGGAGUCUUGCCGGCGCUGGUCGCGGUGGUGUUAGGCUACAUGCACCUCUUCCUGCCGCGCGCGCCCUCGUCAACGUCGGCUUCGGCGCUCCCCUCUGGUGGUCAGGGGCUCUUGUGGCCUCCUAUGGUUGCACCUGGGUGUUCAUGGCCAUGGCCUGCCUGGUUGCCAUCCUUGUCGCGGGCGUCGUUGCCUUCUGGGUCUGCCUUGCUCGCGCAUACGGUUAGGAUGAUAAUAAUGUAAUAGAUAUCUCGCUUAUAUUGUUUCGUAAUCAAGCAGCAGGACGUGUAAAAGAACAUGAGUUCUCCAAUGCAUACAUUCACAGAGGGUGCAAACGUUUCAUGAA